Messenger RNA from Pterocles gutturalis (yellow-throated sandgrouse), 2324 nucleotides. RefSeq names its product p21 protein (Cdc42/Rac)-activated kinase 1 (gene PAK1). Lineage: Eukaryota; Metazoa; Chordata; Aves; Pterocliformes; Pteroclidae. The transcript has 14 exons. Gene Ontology annotation, biological process: protein phosphorylation; regulation of MAPK cascade; intracellular signal transduction. Gene Ontology annotation, cellular component: cytoplasm. Gene Ontology annotation, molecular function: ATP binding; protein serine/threonine kinase activity. The coding region runs from base 33 to 1667 and encodes 544 amino acids. The record is from RefSeq and is a predicted model, not a curated record.
CCCAUUUCUAGUAACGGCCUCCCCAACUGAAGAUGUCUACCAAUGGAGUUGAAACAGAAGACAAACCACCUGCUCCUCCGAUGAGAAAUACCAGCACUAUGAUUGGGUCGGGAAGCAAAGAUGCUGGGACUUUGAACCAUGGCUCGAAACCUUUGCCUCCCAACCCCGAAGAAAAGAAAAGGAAGGACCGAUUUUACCGAGCUAUUUUACCUGGAGAUAAAACCAAUAAAAAGAAAGAGAAAGAGCGGCCGGAGAUCUCCCUCCCUUCAGACUUUGAACACACGAUCCAUGUGGGGUUUGAUGCAGUCACGGGAGAAUUCACAGGAAUGCCAGAGCAAUGGGCGCGUUUGCUGCAGACAUCCAACAUCACCAAGUCGGAGCAGAAGAAGAAUCCCCAAGCAGUGCUGGAUGUGUUGGAAUUUUACAACUCCAAGAAAAUCUCCAACAGCCAGAAGUACAUGAGUUUCACAGAUAAAUCGACAGAGGAUUACAAUUCAUCGAAUACGUUGAAUGUGAAGGCUGUCUCUGAGACCCCGGCAGUGCCCUCAGUCUCUGAAGAUGAAGAUGAUGAAGAUGAUGCAGCUCCACCCCCGGUGAUAGCUCCACGACCUGAACACACAAAAUCCAUAUAUACCCGCUCUGUGAUAGACCCCCUUCCUCCUCCUACCAGAGAUGUGGCGACCUCUCCUAUUUCUUCUCCUUCGGAAAACAACACAACAGUGCCUGACAUGCUGGCCAGGAACACGGAGAAACAAAAGAAAAAGCCAAAAAUGUCAGAUGAAGAGAUCUUGGAAAAAUUAAGAAGUAUUGUGAGUGUGGGUGAUCCAAAAAAGAAGUACACGUGUUUUGAGAAGAUUGGACAAGGAGCCUCAGGUACAGUUUACACGGCAAUUGAUGUAGCUACAGGACAGGAGGUUGCAAUCAAACAGAUGAAUUUGCAGCAGCAACCCAAAAAAGAACUGAUUAUUAAUGAAAUCCUUGUGAUGAGGGAAAACAAAAACCCCAACAUUGUCAACUACUUGGACAGUUACCUUGUAGGAGAAGAGCUCUGGGUGGUCAUGGAAUACUUGGCAGGAGGCUCCCUAACAGAUGUUGUGACAGAGACCUGCAUGGAUGAAGGACAAAUUGCAGCUGUGUGCCGAGAGUGUCUCCAAGCUCUGGAAUUCCUCCAUUCAAACCAAGUUAUUCACAGAGACAUCAAGAGUGACAACAUCCUGCUGGGAAUGGAUGGCUCUGUCAAACUAACUGACUUCGGCUUCUGUGCCCAGAUCACUCCUGAGCAAAGCAAACGCAGCACCAUGGUGGGGACACCGUACUGGAUGGCACCCGAAGUGGUGACGCGGAAAGCGUACGGGCCCAAAGUGGAUAUCUGGUCGCUGGGGAUAAUGGCCAUCGAGAUGAUCGAAGGAGAGCCCCCCUACCUCAAUGAGAACCCCCUGAGAGCCCUGUAUCUAAUUGCUACUAACGGGACUCCAGAACUGCAGAAUCCGGAAAAACUUUCACCCAUAUUCCGAGACUUCUUAAAUCGCUGUCUUGAAAUGGACGUGGAAAAGAGAGGUUCUGCGAAAGAGCUGCUGCAGCACCAGUUCCUGAAAAUUGCAAAGCCUCUAUCUAGUCUCACUCCCCUGAUCAUUGCAGCUAAAGAGGCAGCCAAGAACAACCAUUAAAGUGAACGCAGUCAUCGUGUCAAGACUUUUUAGAUGUUCAUUGCAGAGACUGAAUUCCCUGCCCUUCUCCCCUUCUGCUCCUUCGUCACAGGGGUGUUCUUAAAACUUUGAUCUGCCCUGAAGGGUGGCAGAGGUAUCGUUCACUGAAUGUGGAAGGGCAUGCAACAGGGACAUUGCUGAUCGUGCGUAGUGAACUGUCUUUCCAUCCUUGCGAUGGGGAUGAGAGUGAAAGAGUAUUUUGUAUGGUUGAGAAUGUCUGAACCUGACCUACACGUAGCAAAGCCAGUUUGUUUUCAUAUUUCCUACUGUGUUUUAUUUUGAAAAAAUAAUGUGGAGCCUUAGAUCAUGUUUAUCUUAAUAAAUUAAAUCUUUUUGCUGGCUGGACUUUUCCUGCUUCUGGCAAGCUGCUGUUACACCACUGAGGCUGCUCUGUGCUUUGGAUGACUUGAGGAGGGAAGGAAGCAGGCAGCAGGAUGGGAACAGCUGUGACAACUGAAAGGGGAACGCGAGGGUGUGAAUGUGCAUCUCUCCUGCAGCACCGCUGGAUGCGUCGAGGGAGCGUGGAGAAAGCCUCUGUGUGCUUCCUGCAGCCGUUGGAGAACCUCUUAAUUCAUGGAUGAUCUUUUUGACAAAUUGUGUGAAUUGCAGUCCCUCCCC